Messenger RNA from Syzygium oleosum, 1808 nucleotides. RefSeq names its product pyruvate kinase isozyme A, chloroplastic-like. Gene Ontology annotation, biological process: glycolytic process. NCBI's taxonomy places the organism in Eukaryota, Viridiplantae, Streptophyta, Magnoliopsida, Myrtales, Myrtaceae. Gene Ontology annotation, molecular function: magnesium ion binding; pyruvate kinase activity; potassium ion binding. The coding region runs from base 299 to 1519 and encodes 406 amino acids. The record is from RefSeq and is a predicted model, not a curated record. Gene Ontology annotation, cellular component: cytoplasm. The transcript is spliced from 5 exons.
GGCGGCAGCAGUUGGUCCGGAGUGUGCAGCAAAGUUGGUUUCUUUGACCUUUUGUGGUCACCUUCUUGCUUUCAAUAUUUGGUACUCUCUCAAAGAAAUCGGACCCUUAUUGUAAUCUUCACUAUCUCUUUAUUAAACGUCCAGAUCUUGACGGACUCUACGAUUUCAAGCCGAAAUCUGUCUAUACUCAAUACAUUUUUCACCAGUGGGUGUCCAAGUCUUCAUCGAAAGCUGAUUCCUGAACUUGGUCCCCAGAUUUUCAUCUGCAAGUAAGCGAUAAUAUUCGAUCGUCAGGAACAUGGCAGUCGCAGGGGAAUUAACUGUUCCUUCUGGUCAGAUCAGUUCAAAGAUCCCAACUUUCAAUGCCAAGAGCCAGAUUUUUGGUGUGCCCAUGAUUUCUUGCUCUGGAGGGAAACUGAAGAGUAGGAUGUCUACUGGAGUUAGAGCAGUAUUGCAAAUGGGAGUGGGAGCAGCUGAGAGUGGGAGCAAGGUUGGGGGUGCUUUAGGUUUUGAUGUGGUGUCGGAGGAAGAGUUGAGAGAGAAGGGGUUUCUGGGGAUGAGGAAGACAAAGCUCGUGUGCACUAUUGGCCCUGCUUGUUCCUCCUUGGAGGAUCUGGAGAGGUUGGGAUUCGGAGGGAUGAAUGUGGCGAGGCUCAACAUGUGUCACAACUCGAGAGAGUGGCAUUUGGAUGUGAUCAGGGAGAUCAAGAAGUUGAAUGAAGAAAAGGGAUUUUGUGUUUCGGUCAUGAUUGAUACCGAGGGCAGUCAGAUCCGUGUCGUUGAUCAUGGUGCUCCUUCCUCUGUCAAAGUAGAGGAAGGAUCAAUCUGGUUAUUUACUACCAAAAAGUUCGAGGGUUCCCGCCCUUUCACUGUCCAAGCAAACCACUCCGGUUUUUCUGAAGGUAUUGAGGUUGGUGAUGAGCUCGUUAUCGAUGGAGGCAUGGCAAGUUUUGAAGUCAUUGAAAAGAUUGGGAAUGAUUUGAAGUGUAAGUGCACAGAUUCUGGUUUGUUUCUUCCUUGCGCAAAGUUCAGCUUUUGGAGAGAUGGGAAGCUUGUUGAGAGGAAUUACAAAUUGCCUACUCUGUCAAGAAAGGAUUGGGCUGACAUAGACUUUGGAAUUGCUGAAGGUGUAGACUUCAUUGCAAUGUCAUUUGUCAAUGAUGCUGAUGCAGUCAGCAACCUUAAGGAUUACAUUUCCACCAAAUCAUCCAAAUCUAUUAGAGUAUUGGCAAAGAUAGAGAGCCUAGAGUCUCUUCAGAAAUUGGGGGAGAUUGUCGAAGCUUCCGAUGGUAUCAUGAUUGCUCGGGGUGAUCUUGGAGUGGAAAUCCCCCUGGAGCAGAUUCCCACAGUCCAAGAGGAGAUAACUUAUGUCUGCAGGCAAAUGAAUAAGCCUGUGAUUGUGGCUUCGCAACUUCUCGAGUCCAUGGUCGAAUUUCCUACUCCAACCCAUGCAGAGUUCCUCCACCGUAACACCCAUUGCUUUAGAUAUCUCAUCCAUCCGCCCGCGGCUAAGGUCUAGGAACGACUCGAUGAGAUCUCCGUCCAGGAAAUUCCGAGCAUCCACGGUCUUCUGCCCAUUGUAAAACGACCUCCACUGCUCAUGGCUCAGUCGCCCAACGCCUUUAAUUACCUUUCUCAAGUUUGACUGAAGCUUCUCUAGAAAUACGUACUGAUCACGAGGGAGCGAGGCAAUCACUCCAAUCACGCCAUUAACCGUGCCAAAUAUGACGGUCGGAAUCUGACCCACAUCGGAAUCCGGCAACCGCAUCACAAGGGAACCAUGGCGGAACCGGUUGACGAAUUCUCCA